Molecule: messenger RNA, 5013 nt
Organism: Monopterus albus (swamp eel)
Lineage: Eukaryota; Metazoa; Chordata; Actinopteri; Synbranchiformes; Synbranchidae
Gene: egln2
Product: egl-9 family hypoxia-inducible factor 2
Exons: 6
Coding region: 521-2116 (531 amino acids)
Biological process (GO): peptidyl-proline hydroxylation to 4-hydroxy-L-proline; cellular response to hypoxia
Cellular component (GO): cytoplasm; nucleus
Molecular function (GO): L-ascorbic acid binding; ferrous iron binding; peptidyl-proline 4-dioxygenase activity
Source: RefSeq, a predicted model, not a curated record
GAGAGAGACAGGGAGGAGGAGGAGGAGACAUACACAAACUCAAUGACCUAACGCAGAACUCUUUAUUUUGGUGUUAGAGGAGACCUUGUGCGGUUCAGAGCAUCUCCCCCCGACACCCCCCAGAGGGUUUAAUGUGUCGGACCGGCGUUGGUUCCCGUCACCCUUUGGAUAUCAUUUAUAACCGACAGAAACAUCGGACGGUACGAGCACACGGGCAAGGCAAUCCCGGAAAUAACAGGCGUACUCUCAGCCUGUCACGUAGGCUUACUCAAGAUUUGCAUUGCUGUAGGCUGCCGUAGAUAUAUACACAGAUUCAACAUGUUUAUAAGACUGAUAAAAACAAACACAGCCUGAGAGUAUUACAUGAGACUAAUGGGUAAAAUAAAGGCAAGCAGAGGACGUGAAGAUGAAAGUGCUUCUCUGGCUGUGGCAGAGCUCCUCUCCAUCAGAGUCAGCAGCGGCUCAGCUACAAAAUGAAGCGAGGACGUGAGCUACGUGCGCAUCCAGCAGACGAGAUGAAAUGGAGAGCUUGGGACACGCGGACCGUUUAAACCCCAGCUCCUCGUGCGUAUCCGUUCCAGUCUCACCGGAGAGAAGGACGAGUGGAGCGGAGAGUCAACACACGCACCGAGCGGACAUGGGGCUCAACGGCUUCUGCGCGGCACCGGUCGGGAGUCCAACGGCCGCGGAAUUACUCGCGGGGCUGGCUUCUCAGACCGACUCCCCUGGAAUCACCACACCGACGAAGCUGGCCAAAACCGGCGUGCCGCUCUACAACGGCGGGGUGGUGUCCCCACCUGCUACCGAGGGGAGCCACCCACCGAACGGUUACCCGGCACAAAUGAAGGGGGUGGCGGAGGUACCUGGCGGCCCCGUGUACCCCUUCUUCAGUAAAGCCGGUUUGGUGGAGAACGGAGAUUGGACAGUUCAUGAGAAGUGCCCUUUAUUGAUGCGGAGGAUCAAUGGUGACCUGAAAGCCAGACAGGUGCAACAACAGAAACGAAGAGGUGUGGACAAGGGCUCAGAAACUUUCAAUGGUCUCAAAAUAGGUUCACCAGAGUUAGGAGACUGUGAGGAUCCUGGUUUUGCUUCAGGAGACUCAGACUUCAAGCGAAGAAAGUUGGUAGAUGGUGGUGGCGCUCUCAAAUCUCCAGAGGCCUCCAGAGUGGCCCGAGCAGUUGCCCCACUCACGGUCGCUGUCAACGGCUCCCAUAGCAGCCAAAUGACUAUAAAUAAUGUGCACUGUGUCACUCCCCAGUCUCCCUUAACCCCUCCUGCCCCUCAUACUAACCAGCACAAUGAAUAUAAGAUGGCUUCAUCAGGCCCGUCAGCUGCACCCAGCCAGACCUCCCUUGUGGAGGCUAAGAGCAUCCCUAACCCACCAGCUCCUGCAGGACCUGGGCAGUCAGCAGAGCGCAUUGCCCAGCAAUACAUUAUCCCCUGCAUGAAGUACUAUGGCAUCUGUGUGAAGGACAACUUCUUAGGCCCUCAGCUAGGAGAUAGGGUCCUGGAGGAGGUGGAGGUUCUAAACCGCAGUGGGAAAUUUCGGGGCGGGCAGCUGGUUAGCCAGAGGAGCAUUCCCUCUCAGAGCAUCCGGGGAGACCAGAUCGCCUGGGUGGAGGGACGAGAGCCCGGGUGUGAGAGCAUCGGGGUGCUGAUGGCUCGUAUCGAUCAGGCCGUCAUGUACAGCGCUGCCAACGGACAGCUGGGGGACUAUGUCAUCAAUGGACGCACUAAGGCCAUGGUUGCCUGUUACCCAGGUAACGGGGCAGGGUACGUUCGCCAUGUUGACAACCCUAAUGGCGAUGGACGCUGUAUCACAUGUAUCUACUAUCUUAACAAGAACUGGGAUGUCGAGAAACAAGGAGGGUUGCUGCAGAUCUACCCUGAAGGCAAAAAUGUGGUGGCCAACAUCGAACCUCUGUUUGACAGGCUGCUCAUCUUCUGGUCUGACCGCAGGAAUCCACACGAAGUGAAGCCAGCCUACGCCACUCGCUAUGCUAUCACUGUCUGGUACUUUGAUGCCAAACAGAGAGCAGAGGCUAAAGAGAAAUACAGACUGGCAACAGGACAGAAAGGCGUUCAAGUGCCUGUCACUCAAAACAGCAGGACAUAAAUCUCAACAAAUCACUGGAGAGCACUCUGAAAGUAUUACGUGCCUUCCUGAAUUGCUAAUGGACUUUGUGAUUAUAAAGGGAGACACUGUUAAAUUGCCGGUCCUCUCUGCAGCUACAUGCCACUCUUACAUUGUCAGCUGUCAGAGUCAUGUCACGGGGCUGUGAUCUGAUGUUCUCCCACCAUGCGACUGGGCUGCUGAUCAAAGAUGUGGCAUAUAGAGCACAGGGGACUGGAUUCUGUGGCAAUGAUAAGAUCAGAAUUGUGCGAUGUGUCAAAAAAAGGAAGAAAGUAACUUUGACAGUCUCACUGAAUAAUCAAUGAAGAUAACUGACUGAAAAAAGAAGAAAAAGACUCCUUAAUUUUAUUUAGUUGCAGUUUUGCCUGUUCAAAUAUCAUUGAUGUUGUGAUGUACUGAGAAAUAAUUGUUUCAUUCUGCUUUGAUGUAAUUUUCAAGUCAAACACAAGGAGCAUAAAUGAAUGAGCAGAUAGGCAGUUGAAAUUCCUUAUUUCCCCUGGUGUGUGAUGUGGUCCCAUUGUCUUACAGUGCGGGCAAGUGUUUAUGUCGGUGUAAAGGCAGGUACAGAAAAGAAACAUCAAGUAAUUGUUGGCCAUGAUAUAGUAGAAAGUUCCCCUGGCUCAAGCACCAUCCCUAAACAUUACAGGGAUGUACUCUCAACUUACGAUCAGUGCACGAGGAUAACUCCACGCCGUAGUUUUGUAUAGCACACUAAGUAGAGUUCAAGAAUUAUUCCAGAACUUUAUUAUAGUAUCUGUGUAAGAAUAAAAAUCUUUUGCAGCACCCUCAGAACAUUAGUGCAACAGAAACACAGAAUGGAUGUUUCUUUUUUUUUUUUUUUUUUUUAGUAGUUGCAAUGUGUGUAACAGAUUUCUAAGACUGAACGUGGAGUACACAAACUUUUUCCUACACGCGAUGUGAAUGCUUUCUGUUUGACUGAUACAUGGCUGACACUUGAAACAAGCUGUCCAGUGACAGGGGUCAAAACAGGGUAGAUUAAAUGGAGUGUGCUUUGUGUGUGUGUGUGUGUGUGUGUGUGUGUUGUGUGUGUGUGCGCGCGUGCGCGCUCAUGCCUGUAUGCAGAUUCAUUUAGGCUUUUGUAUAUUCUUAACAGUAUCAUCAGUGUGGAUGCUGUUCAACAAACCAGCCCCACAAAAAAAACAACACAAACAGAAAAGGUAGAUAAUAAUAAUUUAAAAAUGGCCAUUGUACUAAACAAUACUUGGCAGAAUGAUAACCACAGACAACUUGUUGAAUCUAUUUUCAGUAUAAAGCACAGAGUUAAGCAUGUAUUGUAUGAGAACUGCAGGGUGAAACUCUUGCCUGUUUGAGUGGGACUGAGUAUUUGUGUGUAAACGUGUACUUGUCCACUGUCUUGAGGAAGGCUGCAGGUAUUGUCUUACUGAAUGGUUGAAGGGUAGGUAGCUUUAAAAAGCACUUUAUUGUUUCCAAUGCCAUGCGUGAAUGAUAGAAUAAAAUAAAAACAGAUGAAUGCCUUUAUGCUGUUUAUAAAAUGGCCGAUCUAAUGCAAUAGAAACUAAAAGAGUGAGAAUAAAUGGAAAUUUUGCCUUUUUUAAAAUUGGAGUAUUUAAUUAAAACCUGUCUGUUUUUGAACAUAUUUUGUGAUCGAUUUACUGGGAAAGAUAUUUUUCAGCCAUUUUUUUUUCCCCUCGAGGCAGAUGAGACCAAGAGAGCAGCACCACACGUUUUCAAAAUAAAACAAUCGAUCUCAGUGCACAGAGAUACUAUUAUAGACAGUACUGUGAAUAUUGGAAACCACGUAUACCAAAUCAGUUUUCACUCUUGGUCGUACCGUGAAGAAGAGUACACCAAAUCUCUUGGAAAAUUAAGGUCUAAUUUGAGGACAAAAAGCAAAAACAAGGUGCUAAGUUGUAAUUAUCAGUUAUCAAAUGCUGAAUUGAUGAAUAAGUUGGUAAGAGAGAAUGCCAGUACAAGCCAAAGUAGGCAGUGCAGUGAACAAGCUUCAUAUUUAUGGUUAUCAAUAAACGUGCAGUACGUGCACUGUGAUGCAGUCCAACGCUCAGAGGAACUUGGUAUCAUGUUAGCCUUAUAGAACCUGGGUAUUCUCCAAAGCUGAAACACAUGUACUAUCUUACCAGUAUGUGACUGCAAAAUCAGCAAACAGAUCAGGUUAUAUUUGCUCUUAUGACUCUUAAUGUAAACGGUAUAUCUAAGAGCUUGUAAAGAGGCUCUGCGUUACUGAGUAAAUGAUAAAGGUCAGUCCAUCAAGCUGAGUGCCACUGACUCCGGAAGGGCUUCUGUAAGUUUACAAAACACCUGCUGUUGUGGUUUUGUCUUCUAUUAUUCAAUGUUUGCUUCCAUAUGACCCACAGUAUCACAGGGCUCCAGACCUAUGGACAGAAUGCUUCUUAUCCUGUGCUACUGGAUUAGUAGUAUUAACAACGUGCUUUUGGUUUCUCAGGUCUGGCUGGUACUGUACACUAGUGUGUUUUAACUAGUGUGUUUGCUGAGUGGACGGUCAUACAGUUAAUCACAACAGUAGUCAACAGUAUUGUUACAACUUAUACUAGGCUGUAAUCAAAUUUGGCAUCGUUUUUACUAUUUUCCUUGAACAAUGAAUGCAGUGGUUUGUUAGCCCCAUUUCUCAUAGUUACAAAAACAGCGAGAAUGAGAUCACAGAUGACGUGACCAGUUUAUUUUGUUUAACACAGACACAAAUGUGGGGACACAUCCAAUGGAAAGAGCCUGUCCCGCUGACCCUUUUAGUAAUCAUGACAGCGACGCAAAAUCAUCACGACAGCCAAUAUAAACGGGUUCAUCAAAACAUGCUGACACAUGCAUUGUGUGUACUUACAUACAUGCUGCAUGCAUAAAUAAACUAUCUCCAUUCAAUAAAA